AUGGCGAUCCCCUGUCACACGAUGGAGGAUAUAGUUGGAACUCUACGCAGCUCUCUGGGGUCGUUAGGGUUUGAAGUGUAUCCUUUCAAGGUCGCUUGGUACAAUGCAGUCACCUCCUCUGCCUUUCACCUCAGACACCCCGAGGACACGCUGGCUGUGGUGAUCUUGAGCACUCCAUCCAUGUUUGAGCGACUUUUUCUGCCUUUCUUGCGGAGCAGACGAUGCGACUUGGUAAAAGAUCCCAUAGACCAGUGUGUCACCCACACCAUCACCACCUUCAUCUCUCAGCAUUUUCCUGAUCAGUCUGUGGAGAUCAGUUUUGACUAUGAGAUACUUCCAAACAGAAGACCAAAGUUCCUAGCUCAGACUGCAGCCCAUGUAGCAGGAGCAGCGUACUAUUACAAGGCAUCAGACAUCCCAAAUCCACCGUGGGGAGACAAAAAGAUGUUUGGAGUCUGUGUCCACCCCAGGCUGGGGGGAUGGUUUGCUAUCCGUGCCUUGCUAGUGUUCAGGGAUCUGGAGGCGGGGCCAGGUCUGCAGCAGACACCCCCCCCUAACUGUGUGACAUCACGAGAGGACAGAAUAGACCUGUUGGAGAGAUUUAACUUUCACUGGCAAGACUGGAACUACAGAGACAUCAUUACUGCUGAGGAGAGGUACUCUCCACAACAGAAAGAGUACUUCCUCACUCCACCAGCACAGCGGGAGGCACUGCUCCAAAAGUGGGGCUUUUUGACGGAGGUGCAGAACGGGAGAGAAACAGAGGACACAAUAGGGGAUGAUAGUCAUUAG
This is a messenger RNA of Chanos chanos (milkfish), 792 nucleotides long. It is a transcript of the gene mmachc, whose product is annotated as metabolism of cobalamin associated C. Gene Ontology annotation, molecular function: demethylase activity; cyanocobalamin reductase (cyanide-eliminating) (NADP+) activity; FAD binding. Gene Ontology annotation, cellular component: cytoplasm. The coding region runs from base 1 to 792 and encodes 263 amino acids. The record is from RefSeq and is a predicted model, not a curated record. NCBI's taxonomy places the organism in Eukaryota, Metazoa, Chordata, Actinopteri, Gonorynchiformes, Chanidae. Gene Ontology annotation, biological process: cobalamin metabolic process. The transcript has 4 exons.